Episyrphus balteatus (marmalade hoverfly) is the source of this 2039-nucleotide messenger RNA. RefSeq names its product collagenase-like. The transcript has 3 exons. The coding region runs from base 261 to 1046 and encodes 261 amino acids. Gene Ontology annotation, molecular function: serine-type endopeptidase activity. Gene Ontology annotation, biological process: proteolysis. Lineage: Eukaryota; Metazoa; Arthropoda; Insecta; Diptera; Syrphidae. The record is from RefSeq and is a predicted model, not a curated record.
UAAUAAUAAACUCAUCUUUUUUAUUUUAUGUAGAAAUAUUAGUGUAAGAUUAAACAAAGUUUUCCUUCAACUAAAUAAAAUUAAAUCGAGUUAUCAAGAAAAAUUGAAAGAUAUGGACGAUCCAUUGAUUGAAAUUGUCUAAUCACACAAAUUUAAUUUGUCAGAAAGGCUAUCUCAUGUUUGCUUUUAGUAUAAAAACAUGAAAUUUAGGCUCAGAAGUCGACAGUUUCUUUCACGGUAGUUGGAGUUUGAAUAAAACAAUGAAAAGUUUAAUUUUUGUAUUGCUUUUGGGUGUUGCCCUAACAUCGGCCCUCAACGUGGGUCGUAGCCCAAGUCCUCGUAUCACCAAUGGUUUGACAGCCAAAACUGGCCAAUUUAACUUCCAAGUUGGUUUGAAGAGUACGAUGAGCUCUUUCUCCACGCAAUUAUGCGGAGGUUCUUUGAUCUCUCCCGAAUGGAUCGUAACUGCUGCUCACUGUACGGAAGGAACUAGGUCUAUUACUGCCUAUCUAGGAAGCAACGGAUUUUUAGUUGGCAAAGAAGUUAAGAUUUUAGAAACAAUCAUCCACAACGAGUGGAAUUCAACAGGAUUCUUAGAAAAUGAUAUAUCCCUCUUGCGUAUUGCUCCCGUCACUCUUGUACCACAAAUUGGGAUCGUCAACUUGCCGGCUCUGUCCAGAUCUGAUGAUUAUGACAGCUAUUUGAACGAAAAAGUCAUUGCUUCCGGCUGGGGCAGGAUUAGUGACGAUCCAAUGAAAGGUUAUCCCAAAGAGCUACAGUACGCUCCGUUAAAAAUCAUAUCAAACUCUAAGUGCAUGCGGUUUUUCGAAGGUAAUAUCAAACCAUCGAACAUUUGUGCUCAAGGUCAAAAGAAAACAUCAACAUGCCACGGAGAUUCCGGUGGUCCACUUGUCACUGAAUCAUCAAAAACGUUAAUUGGUAUUACAUCCUUUGUAUCAGGUAGAGGUUGCACUUUAGGAUUUCCAGAUGGUUUCACUCGUGUCACCAGCUACAGAUCAUGGAUCUUAGAGCAUACUGGAGUCUAAAUUUAUGUUUGUGGAUUUUUUUUUAAUAAAAUAUAAACUAAAAAUUGAAAUAUUCAUAUUUUAAUUAUUAUUUUCCAUUUGACGUGGAACGUAAAAUAGUAUAAACCAUCAUUUUUGUCUUUUUUAUAAACAAGACCAUUCUCCAAAACAAACUAAGGAGUAAGGAACCAUGCAUGCGCAUGGUUAUAACCAAGAUGUUUUAUAAGUAUUUUGAAUGCUCCAAAAACGGUUAAAAUUAAAAAAAACACCCAAAAAUGCUCCUAAAAAAGUAGGUGUUUUUCAAAAAUUCAUAUUUCGAAAAGCGGGGACUUCCAAAAAAUUCGUAUCAGAACUAUUAAUGUUUUUGUUUCAUUAUCUUUUGAAUAUCAUUUUUCAAAUUGUAAAAAAAAAUUACCCCUAUUUAGUGAUUGAAUUUUUAAAAAUCCUUCAUUAGUAUUCAUCUUUAGUUUAUAAUCUUUCAAAUAAGUUAUAGAAGGUUUUGAUCUCCAAUAGUUUCUUUUUAAUUUUUAAUUGAAGUUUAUACGGCUUUGCUAAAAAUUUCAGGUGGAACGUGAGAAAAUGGCGUCACUUUUUCGUGGAUGCUGCCAUGGUUCAUCGAUUUAUAAGACGUUAUCACGUUAAAAACAAAAUUACCAAUUUAUUGAUAUUCAGCGAGGUUGGCCGAUGCAUGCGAUCUUGCCACUUCUCAACUGAUUCUAUUUGCCCAAGCCCAAUAAAAAUUUUCUUUGAGUUAAGAGCAAAUCUCUCUUACAAAAAUAUGAGAAAAUUGAUAUAAUAAAUCACAGAAACAACUUCAGGAACAUCUCAUCAGACGAAUAAUCAAAAUAACACUGAUUUUCCCAUUCUUCAAUCACGAAAUAAGAGCUGUACUCAAAUUUUAUCAUUGCCAAUGCCAACUAUCGGAGUUCGCAGCUGAUAAAAACCUUUCGACAAACAGCAACAACAAUGAUAAUCCGCAAAGCUUUUAUACUGCUGAAUUGAUAGGUAGCUCUC